Eleginops maclovinus (Patagonian blennie) is the source of this 2716-nucleotide messenger RNA. RefSeq names its product protein kinase, cAMP-dependent, catalytic, beta b (gene prkacbb). Gene Ontology annotation, cellular component: nucleus. Bases 310 to 1365 code for a protein of 351 amino acids. Gene Ontology annotation, biological process: protein phosphorylation. The transcript is spliced from 10 exons. Gene Ontology annotation, molecular function: protein serine/threonine kinase activity; ATP binding. Lineage: Eukaryota; Metazoa; Chordata; Actinopteri; Perciformes; Eleginopidae. The record is from RefSeq and is a predicted model, not a curated record.
AGCUGAGUGUUGCGGGUUAGGGGGGGAGCAGCUGAGAGACACAAGUGACCGCUAGCUUCAUGUCAACCACACUCCUGAACCUGCAAGAGCAGAAAUCUGUCCAAGGGAAGAAGGAGAGGGAGAGACAGAGGGGGGGUCGCUGGAAAGGAUACUAAACUGUAUUUCCUUACGUUUGAACCUACUUAACAUUUACAUCGGUUUGGGUUUUCCCCCUAUUUUUUUAAAGGGGGAUAUCAACUGUAGGGAAGAAGGGUUAGCUAGCCACCGCCAUCUCCUCUCAGUCGGAGCGACCGCCGUGUCUUCCACACCAUGGGGAACGCUGCCACCGCCAAGAAGGGCAACGAGCUGGAGAGCGUAAAAGAGUUUCUAGCCAAAGCCAAAGAAGAUUUCUUACGGAAAUGGGAAUGCCCAGCACAGAGCACAACGUGCCUAGAUGACUUUGAGAGAUUAAAGACCCUGGGUACUGGCUCAUUUGGAAGAGUCAUGCUGGUGAAACACAAAGGCACAGAGCAAUACUUUGCCAUGAAAAUACUGGACAAGCAAAAGGUGGUGAAACUCAAGCAAAUAGAACACACACUAAACGAGAAGAGGAUAUUACAGGCAGUGAGCUUCCCCUUUCUCGUCAGACUCGAUUAUGCGUUUAAGGACAACUCCAACUUGUACAUGGUGAUGGAGUACGUUCCCGGAGGCGAGAUGUUCUCACACCUGAGACGAAUCGGAAGGUUCAGUGAACCACAUGCUCGAUUUUAUGCCGCCCAGAUAGUGCUGACAUUUGAGUACCUCCAUUCACUAGAUCUCAUAUACAGAGAUCUGAAACCUGAGAACCUUCUCAUUGACCACCACGGCUACAUUCAGGUGACAGACUUUGGAUUUGCCAAGCGGGUAAAAGGCAGGACCUGGACGUUGUGUGGGACACCAGAGUACCUGGCACCAGAAAUCAUUCUCAGCAAAGGCUAUAACAAAGCCGUGGACUGGUGGGCCCUCGGAGUCCUCAUCUAUGAAAUGGCAGCUGGAUACCCUCCAUUCUUUGCAGAUCAGCCUAUUCAGAUCUAUGAGAAGAUCGUGUCUGGAAAGGUACGAUUCCCAUCCCACUUCAGCUCCGACUUGAAGGACCUGUUGAGAAACCUGCUGCAGGUGGAUCUGACCAAACGCUACGGCAACCUGAAGAACGGAGUGAACGACAUCAAAGGCCACAAAUGGUUUGCCACAACAGACUGGAUCGCAAUCUACGAGAGAAAGGUGGAAGCUCCAUUCAUACCAAAGUGCAGAGGCCCAGGGGACACCAGCAACUUCGACGACUACGAGGAGGAGGAAAUCCGCGUUUCUGUAACGGAAAAAUGUGGGAAGGAGUUUGCAGAGUUUUAGGAUGCAUUACCAUGGAUAUAUCAGGGAAAUAAGGGGAUCUUUGCACUCUUCUAAAGACUUGGGAUGGAGCAGAGACCAUCGUUUUUGAGAUCUACUACAUAGUCCCUUCAUUCCAUAUGGCUGAAUGAGGUCGCCAUCAUCCUUGGGUGCCGAUAACCUCUCACUGUCACACACACCUGCGUAUUAAAGCAGACACACCACUUUUUCUUUUCUUUUUUUUGUACCUAUCCACCAAUUUUUGUUUUUUACUUUGAAGCAGUUAGUCAGUUAAGAUGUUAUCUCCUUUUAAAAUGUGAUCUUCAAUUUGAGGAAAACCCGAGACAAUGGCCAAUAAUAGUCCACACAUUGUAACUGACAUGGUGACAGUUGGGUUGUAGGCUAUCCCUCCAGUUGUCAGAGGUGUGUGUUUGAUGGUUUAUUACUAAUCACAUAUAAAAUUCUGGCCAGCUUUCAGAGGUAGCAUUCGUCCUAUGUGCAUAUCUGUCAGUUUUGUAAGACAUUUGAACACGUUGAGUGUUAAAAGCAUGACCAAAUAGACAACUUUGGGUGAGACAAGAAGAGAGGUCCUUUCCUUUCUUUGCUUUUUGCCUAGAGAGCCAAGUCCUGAGGCUCCCACGAAAGAAUCCAUUCACUGUCUUCUUGGUAUUCUGACCCAGGCACAGCAAGCCAUCGCAGAAAUGACAAACCUUGUUACAUUGGUCAAAUGCAAGUCCAGUUGUUUGUUUGAUCCUUUUGGAUCUGUUAGUCACAUGUAAGAUUUGUAAUUUGGUAUUUAACUAUUCUUUUGUCGCUGUGUCUAACAUUAUAGUCAUAUUGUCCCUAGAUUUCAGGUCUGCGUAUAAAGACCUUUGUUACGAGUCUGUGGAACAAUGUGGCUUCGGUAAACGGAAAAGAGUGAAGUAAAAUCCUUUUGAGGAUUUUUAUUGAGUGUAAUGUUAAGUUGAGAGCGUCGGUGUGAAUAGUGUUGAGGUUUUGUGCCUCAACAUUGUCAGUGAAACCUUAAAAAAGUACAGAAUUUGUAAUGUAUUAAAUCAAAGAUGUUUUAAAAUCUUAAGAAACAAAUGCAAAACUGCAUAUUCACCAUAUUCCCCUGUUACAACCCCGGAGAGAUUUCUGUUUCAUUCUUAUCAAAGAAUGUAGAUUUGCAACUUAUAGGUAUGCAUAUUUGAAGGCUUGAUUUCAAGGUACAGUUUUCCUCACAAUACACUGGCUAAAAUAAAGACUGCUCCUUCGUAUCACAUGUAACCCUGUUAUUGUUAAUCUCAUUACAUCAUACGUAUAUACAUUGUUUCAUAUAUGUUUUUAUUUAUACACAUUAGAGAUGCUAAUAAAUUUUAUUUUUAAAAGUGUU